This is a messenger RNA of Centruroides sculpturatus (bark scorpion), 1175 nucleotides long. RefSeq names its product dynactin subunit 6-like (gene DCTN6-p27). Gene Ontology annotation, cellular component: dynactin complex. Gene Ontology annotation, biological process: mitotic spindle organization. Lineage: Eukaryota; Metazoa; Arthropoda; Arachnida; Scorpiones; Buthidae. The record is from RefSeq and is a predicted model, not a curated record. Gene Ontology annotation, molecular function: dynein complex binding. Bases 115 to 672 code for a protein of 185 amino acids. The transcript has 7 exons.
AGCAUAGAGUUAUUUAGGUGGCGCUAGUAACGAUUAAAUGACAGACGAGGUUAAUUACUGUUUGAGGAAAUAGUAAAUGAAUAAAUAUAAUUUCUUGUACGAUAUUACGAAAAAAUGACAUCUCACGGAACAAAAUCAUUGAAGAUUGCUCAUGGGGUUGUUGUUUGUAAAGACUGUGAAUUGCAUGGUGAUAUUACUAUAGGAAAUAGAACAGUAAUACAUCCUACUGUUCGUAUUAUUGCUGAAGCUGGACCUAUCAUAAUUGGUGAAAAUAAUCUCAUUGAGGAACAAGUACAGAUUAUCAACAAAUUGCCUGGAAACAAUGAUGUGAAACUUGGUAAUGAAAGUGUAAUGGUUAUUGGAAAUAAUAAUGUAUUUGAAGUUGGAUGCUAUAGUGAAGCAUUGACUAUUGGAGAUAACAAUGUUCUUGAAUCAAAAUCAAAAGUUGGACGGCAUACAGAGUUAACAUCAGGAUGUGUUAUUGGAGCCAUGUGUGAAAUAACAACUCGAGAAGUUAUUCCAGAAAACACUGUCAUAUAUGGUAGAAAUUGUGGACGCAGAAUUCAAGAAGAAAAACCUGCAUCACAAUCAUUACAGCUGGAUUUUCUGAAGAAGAUACUUCCUAAUUAUCAUAAUAUUAGAAAACCAACAAAAACGGAAGCAUUUAAAUGAUAAAUGAACUUUAAAACAAUUUUUGUAUAAAGCUUUAAAUUUUGACUUUGACAGACAAGAUUAAAAGCAAAAAUAUUGCAACAGUAAUUUUUAUUUAAUAUGAGAUAAGCCAAAUUAUCCAAAAAGCCAUUUUAAUUUCCUGAAACAUUGAAUAGAAGACAAACAAGUAUUCCAGUCAUUCUUGUUCUUUAGAGCCUAUUUUCAAUUUGAAGUUUGCAUCUUGAAGGGUUUUUGUUGUUGUAUGUUAUUUAUGUUAAUGCUAUCUUUUUAAGUGCAGGUAGAGACAAUGUUAGCAUUAUUAUUAAUAAACCAUGUUCUAAACCAGAAGUUAAUCAGAUUUUUUUUUUUAACUAGGAAAUAAAUUCCUUUCUUCAAUGAUGACAAACUGAAUAGUCUAUGAGGACAAUGUAUGUAAAAAAAUAAAACAAUUCAAAAUUUCAAGAUAAAUAAAAUUAAACAUUAUCAUUUGUGUAAACUGUGCAUUUAAUGGAAAGUUUAACAGA